UUGUGUUCUAGGAAAUAACAAGCUAUUCACCCGUGAAAUUUACGAGACAACGCGUAUCGAUGCUGAAUAAGUUAAAAGCUUUGGUAUCCACAAUAUUCAACAACAACACAAUUAAUUAUGCAUGGGUUGAUAUGGUAACAAGGUACAACAAAUUAUCCACGAGUCCUAACCCCCGCAUCAGUCGACAUCAAGUUCAGCUAGUAGUCGGACGUGACUUGGUGGAAACGACACCGGAACAGAUUCAGGUGUAGAUUUUAGUGAAUUUGCUGAAAGAAAUCCAUACAUUUUAACUCACGAUGGCUGAUAUGGAUAUGUCGAAUCGCGAUCCAAACAGUAUAAACGAGCACAUUAAGGUCCAAUUUGAGGAUAUUCUCGCGGAACCGCAAGGAGCGCACUCCAUCGACUGCGUCUGGAAGCUCUCAUACACGUGUUUCACGUGCUGGCUCGGACUCUGUUACAAGCUUUCCACGCUGUUCUGUGGUAUCUGCAUCGCCGCUGAGUGGGGCUGCGAGUUCGCCGAAGUCGCCUUCUACCAUGUCUGGUUCAUCACCCCGAUGUUGAAGAUGUGCGAGCUUAACUGCGCCGUCUGCACGAAGCUCAUGCGCACAUGUCUCUCGUGCUGCAUCGAACCGUGCUGCGAGGCGUGUGGACAAUUGUUCCACCACUUUAAGAAAUAGAAAAUAAAGAUGAUCGCUUCUGCUUCUAGACAAGUUUUAAAGGGUAUUAAAAAAAACAGAAAUUGUUUUGUGAUCACUCUUUUUAAAUCAUCUGCUGGUAAUAGAGGAAAUUUUAAGACAAUGUUUAGAUAAUACGAAAAAAAAAAUGUGCAAAGACAAUCGAAAUUAUAACUAUAUACCAGUUAGUUAAAAACGUGUGUAUCUUUCAUUGUAUUAUUAUUCUUAACUCUGUCUGCUUACUUGUAUGUGAUGUGUAAAUGAGCCACUUCCAGUUUUUUUGGAGAGAUUCUGUAUUUUACCCUUAUCAUACCGUCCAGUUUGUAGGGUGUCUAAUUAUAGGUGAAAUGAUUCAGAACGAAAUUGAAUAAUUCUACCCAAAUUAUCAAAGUAUCACUGAUAAAAUAUUUUGGUUAAUAAAUUGAAAAUCUAUUACAAGCUUAGCGAAGAUUAUAUACGUAAAAUAUAGUCACCUUUAAAUAAUUUCGCUUUCGAAAAGAAAUUCAAAUUUGUACCAAUAUACAAACAGCGAAAAACUACUGUAAACGCUGAAAAAACGUCCGCAUUGGCGUGAUGGAAAAGAUCUGAGGACCUUUUAUAUAAAUUUGUAUAAUUUGUGAUUCAAACGUAUGUUUCAGACAUAUAUUCGCAUUAUAUGAAUAUGCAAACACAUUGGUAUGUGCAAUUAUACAUGACGUUGUUUAACAUGUAUGGACCAGAAUAAAAGAACACUAGAGAAUGUGUGCAUGUUGUGUCUGUGUACAUCUUGAUCUAGACAUUCACCUAUACAAGAAUUGUGAUAACUGUGAUAUGUGUUAUAAUGUUGAUAUAUCUCUUCUCACAAAUGUUUAAUGCUCAUUUAUGUAAUGUUAUGUAUAGGUUUAUCUACUUGUCUAUUUUACGAGUAUUUUUUACAGUGUUGACAAAUAAACUGUUUGUAAGGAAAGA
Dreissena polymorpha is the source of this 1622-nucleotide messenger RNA. RefSeq names its product caveolin-3-like. Gene Ontology annotation, biological process: caveola assembly. NCBI's taxonomy places the organism in Eukaryota, Metazoa, Mollusca, Bivalvia, Myida, Dreissenidae. Gene Ontology annotation, cellular component: caveola. The coding region runs from base 297 to 677 and encodes 126 amino acids. The transcript has 2 exons. Gene Ontology annotation, molecular function: molecular adaptor activity. The record is from RefSeq and is a predicted model, not a curated record.